This is a messenger RNA of Styela clava, 1219 nucleotides long. RefSeq lists its product as uncharacterized. The record is from RefSeq and is a predicted model, not a curated record. Gene Ontology annotation, molecular function: metalloendopeptidase activity. Lineage: Eukaryota; Metazoa; Chordata; Ascidiacea; Stolidobranchia; Styelidae. Gene Ontology annotation, cellular component: extracellular matrix. Gene Ontology annotation, biological process: proteolysis; extracellular matrix organization.
CAGUUAUAUAUAUAGUAUAACAUAGUCAGAGUUGAAUUGACCAACGUUACGAACUCUAUCCAAAAAUACAGUCAUGAAGAUGUUUAUCGUAUGCAUGGCUCUUGCAGUCGGUCUUGUUUCAGCUGAUUCUUACGAUCAUCCUCACCCACAGAAUGGAGAAUGGUCAAACUGGGGACCAUGGAUGGGCUGUUCAGCAACUUGCGGUGGUGGUAGCGACACAAGAAUGAGAACAUGUCAAUCUGGAACUUCCGGCGGCAUUGACUUGACAACUCUUCUUCUUCUAUCCGGUGGAUUAGGUGGUGAUUCAAGCUCAGCACUCGAUAGUCUCUUACUUCCAUUCCUUUUGCAAGGUGGUAACGGCGCCGGAGGGCUUGGCGACGACCCAAUUGCAAUGUUGGCUCUUCUCGGAGGACUUGGCGGAGAUUCGACCGACAGCAGCUCAAGCUUGGAUUUUCUAUUGCCAUUCCUGCUAAGUGGACAGAACAUUGAUCCAACACUUCUUCUUCUCUUGUCUGGAUCCAACUCAACAACAAUCGACCCACUCAUGCUAUUUCUUCUCACAAGCAUGGGCGGGCAAACUGAAACGCAGAAAUAUUGCUAUGGAUCACGAAUGGAAACAAGAACUUGUAACCAACAAUCUUGCCCAAGUCCAGUCAACUGCCUUUCACAGUGGGGACAAUGGGGUGAAUGUUCAAACGGUUGUGGAGCUGGAAACAAGAUUCGCUCCCGUACUUGCAAUUGCCAUGACUCCAUGUCUACAUACCGAUGCAACGGCGCUCAACUUUAUGAACACGCACAAUGCUCUUCCUAUGAUGCAUGCCCAGGCUUGUAACCAACAAAACAAUUGCUGCUAUGAUCAUUCUGUCCCAGAAACCUUCAGGUGCUUCAAACGCAACAACACAUAAUUUCCGAAAGAGGAAAACUAUACCAAGACAAAAAGCGCAGAUGAAUACAUAUGCCAAAAACUCAAGCACUAGGUUAAAAAUUUUAUACAUUAAAUAUGUUAUUUAUUAUCUGUCAGUGCAUUGAAUUUUGGACGAUUUGUCGAGUUUUCUAUAUUUUUAUAAAAAUGACUAUAUAAAGUUAAAUAAACUGAAUAAUAAAUUGCACAAAAUUUUGAAAUGCUUCGAAUAUAUUGUCGAUGUAGUACCUUCACUGAUUAAUUAAUUUGUUUGCAAUUUUGAUAUUCAAAAUAAAAGUGAAUAUCAUAUAAAUGUGA